AUGAAAGACAUUGAGACCAAGGACCAUCAGCUAACGGUCGCCCUCAGGAUCCGACCUCUGAGCGACUCUGAGCUGGAGGAGUCUGCAACCAUCGUGGCUCAUCGUGUGGAUGACCAGAUGGUGGUGCUCAUGGAUCCUCCAGGAGACCAUGAGGACGUGCUCCGUGCCAAUCGCUCCCGAGAGAAAGCCUACAUGUUCGACGUAGCCUUCGACUACUCCACCAGCCAGGAGGAGCUGUACAGAGCCACCACCAAAGGCCUCAUCCACGGCCUCAUCUCUGGGUACAACGCCACGGUCUUUGCCUACGGACCCACAGGUUGUGGUAAGACCUACACGAUGCUGGGCACAGAUAAAGAUCCUGGGAUCUACGUCCGAACUUUGAACGAUCUGUUUCACUCCAUCGAGGAGACGAGCGACAGCAUGAUGUACUCUGUGUCCAUGUCCUACCUCGAGAUCUACAAUGAGAUGAUCCGGGACCUUCUGAACCCAACCUCAGGGUUCCUGGACCUCAGAGAAGACUCUAAAGGAGAGAUCCAAGUGGCAGGAAUCACAGAGGUGUCCACUGUCAACGCUCAGGAGAUCAUGGAGUUGCUGGUGAAGGGGAAUCGUCAGCGCACACAGGAGCCCACGGCAGCGAACAGGACGUCGUCUCGCUCUCACGCUCUUCUGCAAGUCUGUGUGAAGAGACAGGACCUGAACCAGGAAGUGCGCUUUGGACGCCUCUUCAUGAUCGACCUGGCAGGUUCUGAGCGGGCUGCACAGACUCAGAACACGGGUCAGCGUCUGAAAGAAGGAGCCCACAUCAACCGCUCUCUGCUCGCACUCGGGAACUGCAUCAACGCCCUGAGCGACAAGAACGCACACCGCUACGUCAACUACAGAGACAGCAAGCUAACCAGGCUACUGAAGGACUCGUUGGGAGGAAACAGCCGCACGGUGAUGAUUGCUCACAUCUCUCCAGCCUCCAUCGCCUUUGAAGAGUCGAGGAACACGCUGAGCUACGCUGACCGAGCCAAACAUAUACGCACAAGGGUGAAGAAGAACAUGACCAGUGUGUCGCACCAUAUCGCUCAGUACACCAGCAUCAUCACAGAACUCAGAGGAGAGAUUCAGAGACUACAGACAAAGAUCAAUGAGCAGCAACGACAGAGCUCCAACAAGAGGGAUAUACGACAUGUGCAAGCUGAGGUCCUCUCCCAGAGCAGGCCUGAGGUCCAGAGGCUCCGUGAGCAGUUGCUUCAGGGGUUCAGGGAGCAGAUGGAGAUCAGGAAAACCCUGAUGGACCUGGACAGUGCUGAGUUGGAGCUGCAGGUGGAGACGUCCCACCACCUCCUCACCAUCGCAGACUGGGAGCAGGAGCAGAACCAGCGCAGCAGGAAGCGGAGGAGUGAGCAGCAGAAGGAGAGAAAGAAAGACACAGAGUGGAGAGAAAAAGACUCAGACCAGAGAGAGAGAGACUCAGACAGCUCUGAGUCUGAGACAGCAGACGUGUCCAGUGCUCGGGAGAGUCUUCUGCAGCUGAUGAGUGAGCAGAAGAGGAUCCACCGAGACAAGGCCUCCUUUGAACGGCGUCUGGCCCAGCUGAAGGUCCAGGCCGGGCGUCUGGAGGAGCGUCUUCCCCACACCGUGAGCUGUGAGUCCCAGAGACAGGUCCUGGAGCUGCUGUGUAAGGUCCAUGAGCUGGAGCUUGACCAGGCCGAGCUGCGGUCCUCGUCUCUGCUCAAAGACAGUCUGCUGCGGAGGAAGGACCAGGCCAUGCAGCGCUUUGAGACACACCAGCAGCUCUGUGACCAGAUCAUCCAGGGACAGAGGCUCUUCAUCAGUGAGCACAGUUUGCUGGUGCCUCCUCAGCUGCAGCAACUUUAUGAUGUUUACACAAAAGAAGGCGACAACCGGCGAUUGGAGCGAGCGCUGGCUUUGGACACGGCACGGUUCACUGUCAAGGAGCGCUCUCUCCCGAAGAUCUCAGUCCCUCUCCAGAGUCGAGUCCAGAUGCUAGACCAGACCCUGGACCAGACCCUAGACCUGGACUCGGACCAGGAGAGCGUGAGGACCGUGAUGCUGGAGCGAGGACCAAGCAAACACCGGAGACACACACUGCCACCGAUCCACACAGGACCUGACCUGGACAGUAACCGUGUGUUCAAAAACAGCCCUCACGCUCACAGUAUCAAAAACUCUUGCGUCGUCACUCCACCUCCCAUCCACAUCAAUGGCAAGAACAGAGAGCCUUUGGUCCCGGACUCGUUCCUGAGCUUCAGUCUUCUGUCUCACAGCGUCAGCUCUCACCUGGACUCCUCCCCCGAGAGCAGCGAGGCAGGGGCGGAGCUAAUGCACACAGAGCGAAAGAAGGGCCCACAGAACACUGCGGGGAAAGCAGCGCGCCGACGCUCCAGAGCUCUGGACGUGUUAUCUCUGGAGAAACCCCAACAGCGGUGUGCAGCACCACCUACAGGAACCGCUCUGAGCCAUGCCACGUCUGACGACAAGCUGUCCAGCAGCACAGGCGACGCCACCACGGCCCAGAGUGACGCUAACAAUGCUAACGACGCUAACGACACUAAGAGCCGAGUUAAGCUGCAGCAUCAGAGCCACAGAGAGCAGAGCGAGGGUUGCAGGAGGAAGAGGAGGAGCCGCUCCUUUGAUGUCACGGGGCGCGCACUCCCUCAGACUAAGGCCACAGUGGUGCAGAGGUUGCGGCCGUUGGACAGUACGUCUGACACACACCUCCACAUUGGGGCGCCACCAGUGCUGCGAGCCCAGAGAGGAGCAGCAUGCAGAGGGAGAGGAGUGGCCCCUGGGAACCUCCAUACAGGCCUUGGUACAGACUCUGCUCCUCUGUCGACCCUGAAGAGAGUCCCACCGCUGAGGCCCCAACAUCUGCACAUCAGCUCCACCCAGAGGCUCCGCAGGAACUGA
Molecule: messenger RNA, 2919 nt
Organism: Knipowitschia caucasica
Lineage: Eukaryota; Metazoa; Chordata; Actinopteri; Gobiiformes; Gobiidae
Source: the annotation of a GenBank genome assembly